Rhipicephalus microplus (southern cattle tick) is the source of this 2869-nucleotide messenger RNA. It is a transcript of the gene Rabex-5, whose product is annotated as Rabaptin-5-associated exchange factor for Rab5. Gene Ontology annotation, biological process: vesicle-mediated transport. Gene Ontology annotation, cellular component: endocytic vesicle; cytosol. Lineage: Eukaryota; Metazoa; Arthropoda; Arachnida; Ixodida; Ixodidae. The record is from RefSeq and is a predicted model, not a curated record. Gene Ontology annotation, molecular function: small GTPase binding; DNA binding; guanyl-nucleotide exchange factor activity.
GCGCGAGAUAAGACAUACCACGCCGCACAGGGAGAACGAGAAGUAAGCUACCGCCGCGCGUGAGAGGUCUUCUCGGCAUUUCCACGCGAAAGUUUUGACAGCGCCGCAGCUGGCCGGCAGGCGGUCUUGUUUACGUUUUCGCAGGGCUCGCCGUUUGUCUCUGCUGACCCGCGCGAUAUUAGUCACCGGUGGCAUUCUUCGAGCGCGCACGGAGUUUCUGGAGGUGUUUCAUUGGAGACGGCGUUGCUAGAAGGCGCCUUCGUUCUUAUCCAACGGCUGCGUGCGUGUACCCUAUCUGCGCCGGAGUCAAUCUGCAUUGCGACUUCCUUCCGGACCGAACUCGAUCUCAAGGCUGCGAGUUCCUCGAAGCCGCCGCGCAUGCGGCUUGACGGCCGGGGGAAGCCCUUUUGUCACGAGUCUGCUUUCGAGGAUGUUGCGUGACUUUCCAGCUUCCUCCUUUUCUGUGCUUCCUCUCUGUCGCGUUUGAUUACAUAAUUGUAGAAGGAAGGAAAGUACAGAGAAUCUGGCAGAGAGUCGGCACCUUCGAGGGAUGCCGAUCCGUCUCUCGGCUCGCCCUUUAAGAAGUCGGGGUUUUCUAGUCUUUCGCUUCAGUCGUCGCACGUCCGCAUGCCGAUUAAGACGCCACACGUUGUACACCAGACUCUACAUUUUUGGACUGAGUGACACGCGAAUUCGGACUCGGUGGUGUGCUGAAGCGCAAACCCGGUGGCAGCGAUGGCCGAGUCCAGGAAGUUGGGCAGCUUGCUGCAAGAGAUGAACCGUGACCUCAAGUGUCGCAAAGGGUGCAGCUACUACGGGAACCCCGAAUGGGAUGGGUACUGCUCUCAGUGCUACAAAGAGCUCCGAGCGGCGCAGGCAGCAGCAGCAGCUCCAGCCAGCCCUCUAGGAACCCAGCCGGCAAGACGGCUGUCCCGCAGUGCCAGUGAGUCUCCAGAAGGCUACCCCAGUGCAUCGCAGCCUGGCCUGAUCGAACCGUCGCCGUUCUCGCGAUUUGCCGAGAAGAAGCGACAGCAAGCCGAGAAACGGACCAAAACGCUACGUAGCAUCAUCCGCAGGUCCAACACUGUUAAAGAGUCUGUGAGCUCUAAGGACUUUCAGCUGAGCAGUUUGGAGAGCAAUCCUGCCGCCAAGGAGCUCAAGGACUUCCUCCGCGACCUGAAGGAGUCGGCAGCUUGCGAUCUUAUCAAGCAGGUCAGGGCAGCUGUGGAUCGCAUCCACAAAACGUCCCGGGACCAGUCAAUCGAUGAUCUCUCAAACCAGGUGCAGGACUUCUAUCAGAAGAUGCACGAGCGCUUUGAGACACACGCCCACUAUCAAGGUCUGGAGCCCGACCAGGUGGAGCGUCUCAUGGACUUGAUGGAGAACUACCUGAUGAGUCUAACGUACAAGUCCAUCUUCGAGUUCAUCUCCACGGCCGACGAGGAGAAAGAUUUGGCAAUCCAACGCCGCAUCCGGUCUUUGAGCUGGGUGGCGGCACGGCAUCUUGAGCUUGAGUUGGACGAUCGGCAGACGCCUGUGCGUGAUGUGAUUGACCGUGCCAUUACACACAUAAUUGAGCUGGACUCGCGCCACAGCCCCCGUGAGAAGUUGGCCUGUGUUGUGCGUUGCAGUCAGCAGCUGUUCGAGGCAUUGCAAAUGGGACCCCAGGGCCCACAGCCGGCUUCGGCUGAUGAGUUCCUGCCGGCAAUGGUGUACGUUGUGUUGCGUGCCAACCCUCCCCUGCUUCACUCCAACAUCAAGUAUGUGACCCGGUUCAGUGCCCCCAGCCGGCUACUCAGUGGGGAGGCUGGCUACUACUUCACCAACCUGUGCUGUGCGGUGUCCUUCAUCGAGAACCUGACGGCCGAAUCCUUGAACCUGCCCGCAGAAGAGUUUGAGCGCUACGUGACCGGCGAGGCUGUUCCCCCAGGUGGCUACGACCAGGGGGCCAGCGAGGGCCUGCGCCUCAUGUACUCCAAUCUGGCGCUGCUCUCUGACAUGCGGCAACGGCAGGAGCUUCUUGCCGAAGGCACCAAGUUGCUCCGCGGCCGCAUAAACGAGUUUCGGGAGACAGUGUCUCGUGAGGUAGAACAGGCCCUCACGCAAGCACCCUUGGCUCCCUGUUCAUACAAGGUGCCCGCCGACCUCGACGUGCGGUUUGUGCCUGCAUUCCUUCGCGACGUCGUCCUCCGAGAGUUGGACGACGGCGACAGCCUGCUGCUACAGUUGGACACACCCCCUCCGGCACCGGUGGCUCCAGACGCAUCAAUCGAUUCGUCAUCCGCCGUUGCGCCCCUCGAGGAUGUUCAACGAGUCCUGCUGGCCUCUGGUGACCCCAUGUCUCCCGACUCGAUGGAGGCAUGUCUGCCCCCACCCCUGCAACCAGUCAUUGUCAGCUCAACAACAGAAACGCUAGUGCAGUCUUUGGAGUCAACCCUGCCAUCAACGGGGGACAUCUCCUGUACCAUAACGGUCACAGAGGCAACGGAACAAGCAUAAAACAGGUCCUGCCUGGGUCCACCUGGUUCAACAAGACAACCAGAGACCACUAUUGAUGCGGGAAUGUGUUCGGAUGUUGCGAUGGAAAAAUUUUCUUUGCUGUUUCACGAAAGACUACUAUAAGCGCUCCGGUGUCAGACGCACACAUGCCACGACGUCACGCCGCUGGACUUGUUUGCGUGCUUGUGGUGAAAUACUGCUAUUUUGGCGAACAACCGCCUAUGUCGAAGAUGGAAGGGGGAUGCUCGCUGACCCCGAAAAUUGUAAAAAACUGUCGAGACAAAUUUUUUCUUCAGUGUAUAUAAUUACAUAUGUAUAUAUAUAUAUAUAUAUAUAUAUAUGUCUACAUAAAUUUAUUCCUCCACACCCA